Astrephomene gubernaculifera is the source of this 2556-nucleotide messenger RNA. Lineage: Eukaryota; Viridiplantae; Chlorophyta; Chlorophyceae; Chlamydomonadales; Astrephomenaceae. The record is from the annotation of a GenBank genome assembly.
GUAGGGUAGGGCCAUACUCUUUGUUCGACUGUGGUAAUAACUUGUGCCCUUUCUCAAAGCUUUCUUUCGGCGGCGCGCCCGAUCUUGAAGAAUGUCCAAGUUCUGGGGCCGUAACAGCAGCGAUGAGGAGGAGGAGGAGACCACGGAGGAGGAGUCCUCCAGCGAGGAGGAGAGCAGCUCCUCUGAGGACGGCUCUUCCUCUGAAGAGUCCAGCUCUGGCUCGGGCUCAGAUUCGGACUCCGACUCCGACUCUGACGACGAGGGGCCGAACAAGUUCUUGGCUGGCUCGAGUGACUCGGACUCGGACGAUGAUCGCCGCGUGGUUAAGAGUGAGAAGGACAAGCGCAUGGGCGAGCUUGCUCAGACGGCAGAGGACAUCCGGAACAAGAUGAAGAUUAACGACUGGAGCACCAUCCAGGAGCUGUUCGACGUGCUUAACCAGCGGCUGGACAAGGCGCGGAAGUUCGUGGUUGGUCCCACUGCCCCUCGCGUUUACGUGAAGCUCCUUAUCGACCUGGAGGAUUUCCUGAAUGAAACCCUGGCUAACAAGGACGUUAAGAAGAAGAUGUCGCCGACGAACGCGAAGGCGCUGAACACCAUGCGCCAGCGCCUCAAGAAGCAUAACGUCAACUUCGCGGACCAGAUGGCCAAGGUCCGUGAGAACCCCGACGUGGACGACGAGGAGGAUGCGGGCGAGUCCGCUAGCAGCGAGAGCGAGAGCGGCGACGAGCGCGAGGAGCAGAAGGGCCAGCAGCAGCAGCAGAAGGCCAAGGACAAGCUGCUCACCAUGGACCCCAAGGAGAUCACCUACGAGAUGGUGGCGCGCAAGCUGCGCGAGAUUGUGCUGUCCAGGGGUCGCCGCGGCACCGACAAGCAGGAGCAGGUGGAGAUGCUGACCUACCUGAUCACCGUGUCCCGCGGCCCGGCGCAGCGGUUCGAGGUGCUCGCCCAGCUGACCAGCAGCCUCUUCGACCUCAACCCCGGCAUGAUGGGGCACCUGCAGACGGGGCUCUGGAAGAAGUGCGUCGCCAACCUGUUUGAGAUGCUGCGCAUCCUGCAGGACAACCCCAACAUCAAGGUGGACGAGGGCGCCGAUGCGCUGGAGGAGCGCACGGAGCAGCCGGCUGAGGGCGCGGAGGUGAAGGUGUGGGGCAACGUGGUGGCCUUUGUGGAGCGGCUGGACGACGAGCUGUUCAAGAGCCUGCAGGUGAUUGACCCCCACACGCACGAGUACAUGGCGCGUCUGAAGGACGAGCCGCUCUACCUGGCCCUGGGCAGCAAGGUGCUCGACUACCUGCAGAGGGUGGGCGACAACGUGGGCAGCCCCAAGGUGGCUCUCCGCCUGGUGGAGCACCUGUACUACAAGACCGAGGCGGUGUACGGCGCCAUGCGCAAGCUCACCCUGCUGCAGCAGCAGGGGCAGCAGGCGGCGGCUGCGGCUGCCGCGGCCACUGAGGAGGGCGAGGAGGGCGAGGACGCUGGCCCCAAGGUGGAGGUGCUGGUGCCCGCGGACUACCAGAUGGCGGAGAACUGCCACGAGCUGAUGCGGUCGCUGGUGGGCGGCGUGAUCUUCCGGCACGGGGACGAGCGCACCAAGGCGCGAGCCAUGAUGUGCUACAUCUACCACAAGGCCAUCCACGACGACUUCCACGGCGCCCGCGACCUGCUGCUGAUGAGCCACCUGCAGGACUCGAUCCAGCACAUGGACGUGAGCACCAUGAUCCUCUACAACCGCGCCAUCGCGCAGCUGGGGCUGGCGGCCUUCCGCGCGGGCCUCAUCCAGGAGGCGCACGCCUGCCUCAACGAGCUGUACGGCAGCGGACACAUCAAGGAGCUGCUGGCGCAGGGCAUGUCGAUGGGCAAGUACCACGAGAAGACCCCCGAGCAGGAGCUGGCUGAGAAGCGGCGCCAGAUGCCCUUCCACAUGCACAUCACGCUGGAGCUGCUGGAGAGCGCCUACCUGGCGUGCGCCAUGCUGCUGGAGGUGCCCAACAUGGCAGCCAACCCGCUCAACCCCAAGAAGAAGAUGAUCUCCAAGUCCUUCCACCGCAUCUGGGACACCUACGCGCGCCAGGCCUUCACUGGGCCGCCCGAGAACGUGCGCGACCACAUCAUGGCCGCCUCGCGCGCGCUGGCGCAGGGCGACUGGGCCAAGUCCUUUGGCUACCUGCGCGCGCUGAACGCGUGGAACCUGCUGCCCAAGAAGGAGGCGGUGCUGGCCAUGCUGCGCGGCAAGGUGCAGGAGGAGGCGGUGCGCACCUACCUGCUGUCGUACAGCUCGCAGUACGCCUCGCUGUCGCUGGACCAGCUGACGGGCAUGUUUGAGCUGCCGGACAAGCAGAUCUACUCGAUCGCCAGCAAGAUGAUGAUUGCGGAGGAGCUGCCGGGCUCGUGGGACCAGCCCACCCGCACCAUCGUGAUGCACUCCUCCGAGGCCAGCCGCAUGCAGCGCAUGGCCCUGCAGCUGGCGGACAAGGCGGCGGUGGUGGUCGACUUCAACGAGCGCGCGCUGGCCUACCGCACCGGGGGGCUGCGCGAUGCGGAUGAUGAGGGCGG